Molecule: messenger RNA, 4421 nt
Organism: Pollicipes pollicipes
Lineage: Eukaryota; Metazoa; Arthropoda; Thecostraca; Pollicipedomorpha; Pollicipedidae
Product: neuralized-like protein 4
Exons: 26
Coding region: 2-4039 (1345 amino acids)
Molecular function (GO): ubiquitin protein ligase activity
Source: RefSeq, a predicted model, not a curated record
AAUGGGGGGUAAUAGGUUCCACUCUAGGUGUGGCGACUCGAUAAUAUUGUCCAAUGGAAGUAGGACCGCAGAAAGAAGUCAAGCUAGUCAUGAAUUCAAUCACGGGCUUGUUUUUAGUCACUCACCCCUUCGCGAUGAACAACUGUUCGAAGUCGUGAUAGAAAGGAAGGUCAGCUCAUGGAGUGGUGGCAUACAGAUUGGAGUGACUCCCUGCAACCCCUGCACGCUGGAGCUUCCUGCCAGUGCCAAUGACCUCCGAAAUGGCACUUGGAUCAUGUCGGGCAUCUCCGUGUCGCGGGACGGGCGGUCGGUGAUCGACAUCUACGGCUCCGACCUGGACCAGCUGGCCGAGGGCGACACCGUGGCCGUGUCGCGCUCGCACGAUGGCGAGCUGGUAUUCUACGUGAACGGCUCGCCACAGGGCGUGGCCGGCACCGGUCUGCCGUCCCAAGUAUGGGCUGUGGUCGAUCUGUAUGGCAAGUGCGCGCAGGCGUCCGUCACCAAUCCCAACCAGCACAGCGAGCGCGACAACCGGUGCGAUGCGCCGGACGUGGCCGACCGGCUUCACUUCCACGGCCGGCACGGGGCGCUGGUGCUGCUGACGCGCGACGACCGGACGGCGGAGCGGCGCCGCCCGCUCGACGAGUUCAACAACGGCGUGGUGCUUACGCACCGACCGCUCCGCGACGACGAGCUAUUCGAGAUCCGGAUCGACCGUUUGGUGGACAAGUGGUCGGGCUCGAUCGAGGCAGGCAUCACAACCCACUGUCCGGACACGCUCAAGAUCCCGGCCACCAUGACCAACCUGCGCACCGGCACCAUCAUGAUGUCCGGCUCCGGCAUCCUCACCAACGGCAAGGGCACCCGCCGCGAGUACGGCACGUUUAACCUGGACGAGCUGAAGGAGGGUGACCGGAUUGCCAUGAUGCGGCGGAGUAACAACACCCUGCAUUUCUUCAUCAACGGUCUGGACCAGGGUGUGGCCGCCACCAAUGCACCCAGCACGGUCUGGGGCGUGGUUGACCUCUACGGUAUGACUGUUAAGGUGAGCAUCGUAGCGGGUGAGGAGCGGGUGUUGUCGGGCGCGCCGACGCACCUGGUGCCGGACAACUCGCGCGGCCUGCCGCUGCCAGCGCCGUCCGACCUGCUCACCUUCCAUCCGAGCUGCGGCAGCCACUCGGCCGUGCUGGCCGACGGACGCACCGCACACCGGCCGAACGCCAUGGACGACUUCAACAACGGCGUGGUGAUGACGAGCCGGCACCUGCGACCGCAGGAGCUGUUCGAGGUGCGGCUCGACAAGGUGGUGACCAAGUGGGCCGGCUCCAUCGAGAUCGGCGUUACCACGCACGGUCCCACCGAGCUCGAGUACCCGUCCACCAUGACCAAUGUCAGGUCCGGCACCUGGAUGAUGACCGGCAACGGCGUGAUGCACAACGGCACUGCCGUCAUGGACGACUACGGACACAACCUGGACCGGCUCAAGGUGGGUGACCGAGUGGGCGUGACGGUGCACGAAGACGGUCGGUUGCACUUCUUCGUGAACGGCGUGGACCAGGGCGUGGCGGCGCUGGGCGUGCCUCGCGCCGUCUACGGUGUGGUUGACCUGUACGGCCAGGCGGCGCAGGUCACUAUGGUGGACCGCGGCCGCUCGCCGGCCCCCUCGCCCGUCGCUUCCACCGGCUCGUCGUCCACACUCUACAGCGACCUCAAGUUCCACCAGCUGCACGGCCGGAACGCCCGGGUGUCCAUGAACGGCAUGACCGCCAGCCGACCGAACGCGCACGGCGAGUUCAACGGCUCCAUCAUCAUGUCCAACCGGCCGCUGCGAGACGGCGAGGUGUUCGAGGUGAUCAUCGAGCGCAUGGUGGACCGGUGGAGCGGCAGUAUCGAGGCCGGGGUGACCCUGGUGCCGCCCGAGAGUCUCAGCUUCCCCCGCACCAUGACCGACAUCGAGUACGACACCUGGAUGAUCUCCGGCUCGGCCGUCAUGAAGGACGGUGUCACCAUCAAGAGCCGGUACAAGUGUGACUUGGACGCGCUAGGCGUGGGCUCGCGCAUCGGCCUGGCCCGCCUGGCCGACUCGACGCUGCACGUCUACAUCAACGGCGAGGAUCAGGGCGUGGCGUGUGACGCCGUGCCGCCCAACGUGUACGCCGUGAUCGACCUGUACGGCCAGUGCGCCCAGGUCAGCGUGCUCAACCACGUGACCCGGCUGCAGGACAACAGCCUGCUCUGCUCCGACUCGCAGAUCCUGGAGAGCUCUCAGGCGCUCAGCAUACUGCUCGGCAACGAGAUAGCACACAGAUUUAGCCUGUGCUGUGGGAAGAAUGUGAACCUGCGCAAUAAUAAUACGACAGCCGUCCGUCUGCGGGGCUUUUCGAACUCCGUGGUAAUCACGUCAUCGCCCCUGCUUCCGGACGAACUGCUCGAGCUGCGGAUUGAGCAGCUGUGUGAUCAGUUCUCUGGUUCCCUGAGACUGGGUCUUACAUGUUUCUCGCCCAACAACGUGGGCUGCAUGCCUGCCAGCCUGGAUCUGAUACCUGACCACACCUGGUGGAUAGAAGGGAGUGAGGUGCGCAGGGACGGCGGCUGUGUGCGGCUCAACUACUGCCCGAGCCUGGACCGGCUGCGGCGCGGGGACCGGGUCGGCAUCCGCUGCACCUCGGACAGCUGCCUCCAGCUGGUCAUCAACGGCGAGGACAUGGGCGUGGCCUCGUCCGGCCUCCCCAAGCGGGUGUGGGGCGUGGCCGAGCUGUACGGCCGGACACAGUCGGUGACGGCGGUCAGCACGUCGCGGGCGCUGGCGUCGCCGGGCGGCGGCGCUCUGCCGGCCGCUGUCGCCGCCGACUCUCCCGGCUCGGUGAUGCAGGACUCGCUGGAACUCUGCGGACCGCGGCCCACCGCAGCUCCGCGGCCGGGCGGGCCGGUCGCCGCCGCCGCGGACCGCUUCCACGAUUGCCACGGCCGCAACAUCGCACUCAGCAACAAAGGCUGUGUGGCGCGCCGCGUGGCCAGCUACAACCAGGGCCUGGUGCUGUCGGCCCAGCCGCUGCGGCCCGGACAGCUGUUCGAGGUGCGGAUCGAGCGGCUGCUGCCGUGCUGGAGCUCGUCGCUGAUGGUGGGCGUGUGCCGACUGAGUCCGGAGCGGGCCUCCAGCCUGCCCGUGUCGGCCCUAGGACUACGCCGAGCUGCGUGGUACAUCGCAUCCGAUGCCGUCUUUCACAACGGCGUCAAGGUCCGCAGCCGGUACGGUGUGGACCUGGACACGCUGUCGUCGGGCCACCUGGUGGGCGUCAUGGUAGACGCGCAGGCGCGGCUCCACCUGUACGUCAACGGCGCGGACCAGGGCGUGGCCGCCGCGCCCGUCAGCACGCCCUGCCACGCGCUGCUCGAUCUCUACGGCCAGUGUGUGCAGGUUUCUGUGUGCCAGUCGGACGGGGCGGUGGAGGAGUGGCCCUCGGCCGAUCCUCUCCGCAGACUGCACGGCGCCGAGCGCGCCCCUCCCGACGUGGCGCCCGCCGUCAUGAAGAACUGUACCUUCCAGAACGCCUGCCUACGCUUCAAAGCUGCCCUCGGCCUGCCCGACGAGUACUUCUCGUCGGAGCCGGCGCAGUGCCUAUGCGAGCCGCAGACUGUACCGGACUUCAUCGUGUCAUCCCCAUCGGCCUGUUUAGCAUUGGUUUCACGCUCACCGCCUUGUGGUGAGUGCCUUGACUGCAUCUGGUGCUGUUGGCCGGCAGGGGAGCUGGGUAUGCAGGGUCUGGUGAUGGGGCGCAGCAAGGACGACGAUUCGGGCCGGGCUGAGCUCGUCUUCUUCCCGUCCCUCCGCCAGGCGGGUCUCGGCGCCACCUGGCCUGCCCUCAGGUACACGGAGCCGGUGCUGGGCCGGGUGGCGUGCAGCGCCGUGCUGGAGCUGCGCGUGCGGCCCGGUUCUUACACGGUGCUGUCGGGCGCUAGCGACGGGCCACGCUGGGCCACCAAGGAGCGGGCGGCCACGGCACUCGCCGCCCUCCUACUCCGCCUGGAGCCCAUCUAGGGCGGAGCACUCUGUGCGGUGCUCGGCUCAGAGGUGGCUCCAGCCCUACCACGCGCUGCGGCUGUGGACCGCGCCGGCCCGUGCACGGGUUGCAGCCCGCCAGGCUGUGCCACCAGCGGCUGUCGUUCGGACGCCGCCCCGCUCUGUGCGCCGAUGCUGCAGCCGGCCACCGGUGGACGGCGCCGGCCCGUGUGUGGGUGGUAGCCCGCCAGGCUGUGCCACCAGCGGCUGUCGUUCGGACGCCGCCCCGCACUGUGCGCCGACGCUGCAGCCGGCCACUGCCCGCCGCCUGCUGUCGCUGUUGGCUGCCGCCGUCUGCUGAAGGUGGCGCUGCGCGCGCUUUCGCCAAUUUUUACUGCAUAAUAGACACGUGACGAUUUCA